AAUAAACAAUACUUUUAUUUGUUGACCCAUUUUGUUGACAUCACGUGACUCGUUGUCGUCAUAGCGACAAAAUGGCGGCGCGACUCAAGUGUAGGAAUUUUGGAUGCGAUCAGGAGUUUACCGAAGAUGACGGACAAGAGUGUAGAUAUCAUUCGGGAGAACCGUUCUUUCACGACGCGUACAAAGGCUGGACGUGUUGUCAACAAAAGUCAACGGAUUUCACGACUUUUCUCUCUUUCAAAGGCUGCAAAACUGGUUUUCAUUCUUCAGUCGAACCGAAAGCCAAAACAUUGUCACAAAAGACUGUUCCAAAACCGCCGACAACAACACCAACUGUCCAACCAAUCACAGCUCAAGAUGACGUUUUCGAAUGGAAACCUGUUUUGGUCAGAGAAACCAAAUCUGUCGCCGAUUUUCCGGCCGACAAAACAGUYGAAAAGCGCCCGAAAGUGUGCCGAAAGUGCGGUCGCGCGGAAGCGUCUAUCGGGACGACGGAAUGCGUUUAUCAUUCGGGAAAAUGCAUAUUUCACGAAACCCUGAAAUACUGGACGUGUUGUCCGCACAAGAAAUUUACCGAUUUUGAUGACUUUGAGGCAUUUACGGGCUGUCAAUCGGAUCCGAAGCACGAGAUGUCAGUCAUUGAAGCGAAAGUUCGAGAAGAUUGGUUCCAAACGUCGGAUUCGAUUCAUAUUGUUUUAUAUGGAGUGAAAUGCGCGCGAUCUGACAAUUCAAAAGUCAAAUCCAAUGGAAAACAAUUGGAAGUCGAUUUCAGAAACGCAGAAAACGAUUCGAUUUACGCCAAAACCUGGACUCUAAACGGCGGAAGUGUUCGACCCGAAGAGUCGGUCGUUGUUUGCGAAAGAACUAAAGCCGAAAUACGUCUUCGAAAACGUAUUCAAAAACAAUGGAUUCAAUUAUAACUCGUUUUUAGAAUAAAUCGUUUAUUGAAUUAAUUUUUC
This is a messenger RNA of Oppia nitens, 959 nucleotides long. RefSeq names its product cysteine and histidine-rich domain-containing protein morgana-like (gene mora). The coding region runs from base 72 to 920 and encodes 282 amino acids. The record is from RefSeq and is a predicted model, not a curated record. The transcript is spliced from 3 exons. NCBI's taxonomy places the organism in Eukaryota, Metazoa, Arthropoda, Arachnida, Sarcoptiformes, Oppiidae.